AUGUGGAAGAUUGCGUUUAUUCUCAUGGUGGCGGCUUUACCGGUCAUGUCGCAAGAGUCUUUCAGCUAUUCCUUCAGCACUGACGCUGAGGGGAAUGUUGUGAGUUCAAGUUCUAGCAGCGAUGGUCCCAGGGGUGCGGCCGCAGGGGGUGGUAGCGUCGGCACCCAGAGCGCCGGACGGGGUCCUGGCGACCCUAUCAUCAUAGAUAACGGGCAACCUCCAGGAGGUCCAGGACAAAGUGGGCGACCCGGGCAGGGAGGCAACGGUGGUGGUGACGGUGGCGGUGGUGGGCGUGGCGGCAGCGGUGGUAGCGGCGGUAGCGGUUUUGGAGCUGGAUUUGGUCAAGGAGGCGGAAGCGGCGGCGGCAGCGGCGGUGGUGGUGGCAGCUAUGUUGGCAACGGUGGAGUACCCCCGGGCUUUACCUCCCUCGAGGUUGAAUAA
Lingula anatina is the source of this 441-nucleotide messenger RNA. RefSeq names its product putative glycine-rich cell wall structural protein 1. The record is from RefSeq and is a predicted model, not a curated record. Lineage: Eukaryota; Metazoa; Brachiopoda; Lingulata; Lingulida; Lingulidae.